CAGUUCUCGUAAGUUUACCUAUUCAUGUACAGUGUUGAUAUUCUCCGUGACCCAUUCAAAAGGCGAAUUUCAUUCAACGAGGGUCCGCUCGCGGAGCAGAUAUCGCGUACGUAUGCGCAUGCUGACCGCGUUGAUUUUUUCAGGGCGCAGGGCAUGUGGUCGAAUAGCCGACAAUUUGUGACCUGCCGCAGUGGGUUCUAGUGGGAAUGAGAGCGUCCGCUGGCCGUGUUUGUACGUGAAUAGUGCGUUAUCAAUGCG
Laetiporus sulphureus 93-53 is the source of this 258-nucleotide messenger RNA. RefSeq lists its product as uncharacterized. Bases 25 to 201 code for a protein of 58 amino acids. The record is from RefSeq and is a predicted model, not a curated record. NCBI's taxonomy places the organism in Eukaryota, Fungi, Basidiomycota, Agaricomycetes, Polyporales, Laetiporaceae. The transcript has a single exon.